Molecule: messenger RNA, 2082 nt
Organism: Colletotrichum truncatum
Lineage: Eukaryota; Fungi; Ascomycota; Sordariomycetes; Glomerellales; Glomerellaceae
Source: RefSeq, a predicted model, not a curated record
AUGCAGGUGUCUCAAUCAAAAUGUUCCAACACUAGCAUCGUGCGAGCCUGCGUCAACUGCCAGAAAAGGAAGAGCAGAUGUAUGAGAGGUAGUGUACCCAAUGACCCAUGUUCCUACUGCACCAAAACAGGAAAGACCUGCAGUUUUGAGAGUCCACCUGAUCGGACACCUCUAACCCGGAAGAACUUGGACGCAGCUGAGCUUCGGUGCACACAGCUCCAGAACUUGCUGCUAUCACUCAAUCCUGACCUGGAUAUUGAGUCUGCCUUGAAACGGUCAACGAUUGAUAAUAAAGAGGGGGAACACAGUUCAUAUGCCACGGAGGAGUCGGAUGAGACCACUCCUCACAGCUAUGAAUGGCAUGAAGGUUCUCUGUCCCCCAUAAAUCAAUCGAAUUCAACAAAUGAUAAUGACGGCAUGGCAACGUUGUCAAGUCAUGACUCUGGGUAUCUCGGAAGUAGUUCCGGAUCACAGCUCCUUGGUGAAAUUGACUCCGUGAUCCACGUGUCAAACACAACAAAGGAUUAUCAAAUUCCAGCACACCGAAAGCGCCGACGACAAUCUUCAAAUUCUUCUGGAUUUCCAACGCCCGAAUCUUUAGACUUGCCUCUCUCUUAUAUAUCAAGUCGUCUCAUUGACUCUUACUUUCUUCUCUAUAAUACUAGUUAUCCGAUACUACAUGAAACGACAUUUCGCAACAGAGUCAAGGCAGGACACAGACAACGGCUUGUAGGCUCGCCAUGGAAAGUUGUCUAUCACAUGGUUCUUACCAUCGGGCAUUGGCUAUCGAGUAAAGAGUCAGAACACCAACAGUCAGGCUAUUAUUCGGCAGCAAGAUCAUACCUGUCGCUCCAGAUGCUCGAGUCUGGCACUAUUGAGACGGUACAGGCGUUUCUACUUAUGGGAAAUUAUUUGCAGAAGCGAGACCGGACCAAUACUGGAUACAAUUUUAUCGGUUUGGCCUACAGAAUGGCACUAGGACUAGGCUUGCACCGUGAACCGCCUGGCUCCGAGGAUACUGUUGGUCAUGAGCGCCGUCGACAGCUGUUCUGGAUCAUUUAUUGCUUUGAAAGUGGAUUCAACAUCACCACUGGUCGACCGCCAGCAAUGUCAGACAGUUUUACAGACACUCGCUUACCCCGAAAUAUCGAUGACAAGGAGUUACACUUUAACGCACCCGUUCCUGCGGAAGUUAGUUAUCCCACAACAUAUUCCGCGAUAAUAUGCCACACACAACUUGCAAAGAUCGCCGACACAAUCUACCACGAGUUUCUUUUAGCGAAAAUUGCAGGCACUAAAGUCGAAUUUCGGGUCGCUGAGACAAUGGAGCGAGAUCUUAAUCGUUGGCGAGAUACUCUACCAAAAUACUUUCGUACUACAGAUUGUCCGUCGUGGUUUAGAGCGCCACGAGCCGUUAUUUUAUGGAAGGAACAAAACCUUCGUAUACUCCUGUGGCGUGGUAGCCAAAAACGUCACAGUUAUCUUCCGCGCAAAGUUGAUGCAGAUGCGAAAUGUCUCGAAAUUGCCAUGCAGACCAUUCAUGAUAUUGCAGCAUUCUGCAUGGGAUAUGAAUCCUCUUUAAAUAACGGGAUCACCUGGUACGCUACAUACUUCAUAUUUCAGGCGACACUAGUCCUCGAGGCCAGCUACCUUACCGAAGCUAGUCGACCAGAAGAGGAUAGGCUAGCCUGGCAACAUUCCGUCUCGAAAGCGCGCGCCUGCUUGAAGGCUUUGGAGCACAACAACAGACCAGCGAGGCGCUGUUUGGAGAUGCUUGAUCGAAUUCACAGUCAAUUUCAAUUAUUACCACAGCUGGAUCCCGCGUUGGAUCCUGCCUGCUUUCUACCCAUGGGUCUGAAUCAGGAUGCAACAGCAACAUUCACCGAAACGAACGCCAUCUCUGAGACAAAUGAAAUUUUAGAAUUACCGAGUGAGAACGAAUUUUCUUCUUACGGGGAAAUCCAAUCAGUAUACGGCGAAGAAACUACAGACCCGAGCCUUCGCAUGCUUCUCAAUGAAGGCCCUCUUGACUUUAUGGACAAUAUGCCCUUGGACCUAUUGCUUGAUGAUUGGACAGCAUAG